Dicrocoelium dendriticum is the source of this 264-nucleotide messenger RNA. Lineage: Eukaryota; Metazoa; Platyhelminthes; Trematoda; Plagiorchiida; Dicrocoeliidae. The record is from the annotation of a GenBank genome assembly.
AUGAACGAGUAUUCGAAGUACGGAAGUCUGGACUCUGUUUUAGUUCGGGACUGCUCACUACCCGUCUCCGCUGUAGUGAAACAACAAAGUCAUUAUGCGUUCGUUAAAUUUCUCGCUGAUUUUCCUCCUGUCGGUGAUUGCGCUGGCCAGUUGGUGUGCAGUAGCACACGAGGUGAGAAAGCGGCAUUGGGAUUUGCAUUGGUGGAAGCGACACCAUGGCAUAGGUCAUCACGACGGCGGAGGUGGUUGGGGCGGAAAACAUGA